Menidia menidia (Atlantic silverside) is the source of this 3098-nucleotide messenger RNA. NCBI's taxonomy places the organism in Eukaryota, Metazoa, Chordata, Actinopteri, Atheriniformes, Atherinopsidae. The record is from the annotation of a GenBank genome assembly.
AAAGAGGGGGGGAGGGCACGAUGCCCAGAGAGCAUGUUGUUAGUCACCUUGGCUAAGUUUUCGAUCGUGUUUCUACUGUCCGAGCUCAAACAACCGCUUAAAGCUAUGCAAUAUGCUCGAACGACUCCCAGGUUUUUUCGAAUAUGGAAAAAGUUAUCGACGAGGAUGGGAUUCGAACCCACGCGUGCAGAGCACAAUGGAUUAGCAGUCCAUCGCCUUAACCACUCGGCCACCUCGUCGCAUGUUUUGCACGUCUCCAGAUGCAGUACAUUAGCGUUGACCUUCAAAGCCAAGAUGGUGGACUCACAGUACUACCUCCCAAAUGACAUUGGCAUCUCUGCACUCGACUGCGGUGAAGCCUUUCGUCUGUUAUCCUCUCAGGAGAAGAUGUACGCCCACUACCUGUCAAGAGCUGCUUGGUACGGUGGCCUGGCAGUGCUGCUGCAGACGUCUCCAGAGUCUGCCAACAUCUUUGUCCUGCUACAGAGAAUCUUCAGGAAACAAACACCUGCCCAGCUGGAGCAGGUCGCUACAAAAGUUGGACUAAGCUCUGAGGAGUACAAGGCCUUCCUGGUAUAUGCUGCUGGUCUAUAUGCAAACAUGGGCAACUACAAGUCUUUUGGAGACACAAAAUUCAUUCCAAAUCUGCCAAAGGAAAAGCUGGAAGCUCUGGUUAGAGCCAGUCAAGCCUUUCAGGACCAGCCGGCUGACAUGGAGGCUCUUUGGAAAAGCUGCUCAUGUCCCCUCUAUUCUCUGGAGGACAGACAGAAACAGCUAGGAUUGGGUGACAAGGGAAUCACCACCUAUUUCUCAGGAAACUGCUGCCUGGAGGAUGCUGAGCUUGCGCAGAGGUUCCUCGACUCAAAAAAACUGUCUGCCUACAACACUCGCCUGUUCAAGAAGGACAAUGGAGGGAAAGCCUGCUAUGAAGUGCGCUUGGCCUCCGCUGUGCUGAAAGACUGUGCGGUGGAUGGAGAAUGCGAGUCCUGCUGUGGCAACUUCAGCUUUGAAGACAAAGAGUUUGUUGUGAAGAGGGGAGACUACAGUCCUCUAAUGGAGAAAGUCUCUUAUAACCUGCAACAAGCUGAGACUUAUGCUGCUAACGAGAACCAGAAGAAAAUGCUGAAAGAGUACCAGCGCAGCUUCACCUUAGGAUCGAUUGAUGCCCACAAAGAGGGUUCACGUUACUGGAUCAAAGACAAGGGACCAAUUGUAGAGAGUUAUAUAGGUUUCAUCGAGAGCUACAGAGACCCAUUUGGCUCCAGAGGAGAGUUUGAAGGUUUUGUCGCUGUGGUGAACAAGGCGAUGAGCGAGCGUUUCGCCAAGCUGGUGGGCUCAGCGGAAGUGCUGCUUCCCGAGUUACCUUGGCCCCGGGAGUUUGAGAAGGACACCUUCCUCAAACCGGACUUCACCUCGCUGGACGUUCUCACCUUCGCUGGAAGCGGAAUCCCAGCUGGCAUCAACAUCCCCAACUAUGAUGACAUCAGACAGUCGGAGGGCUUUAAAAAUGUUUCGCUGGGAAACGUGCUGGCCGUGGCGUACGCUACGAAGAAAGAAAAACUCACUUUCCUCGAAGAAAAAGACAAGGAUCUCUUCAUCAAAUGGAAGGGUCCGUCGUUCGAGGUGCAGGUUGGACUUCACGAGCUGCUGGGCCAUGGAAGUGGCAAGCUGUUUGUGCAGGAUGACGAUGGCAAGUUCAACUUCGACCGGAGUAAGGUGAUCAACCCAGAAACCAAAGAAAAGGUGUCCAGUUGGUACCGAGGCAGCGAGACGUGGGACAGUAAAUUCUCUACCAUCGCUUCUUCAUACGAGGAGUGCCGAGCUGAAUGCGUGGGCCUCUAUUUGUGUCUAAGCAAGCAAGUGCUCAGUAUUUUUGGCCACGAAGGACAGGAUGGAGACGAUGUGGUGUACAUCAACUGGCUGAGCAUGGUUAGAGCGGGACUGUUGGGUCUGGAGUUCUACACUCCUGAGAGUAAGAGCUGGAGACAGGCUCACAUGCAGGCUCGCUUCGUGAUCCUGCGUGUCCUGCUGGAGGCCGGGGAGGGCCUGGUGGGCCUGGAGGAAGUGACCGGGGAGGACGGCAAGCCAGACGCUCGGAUCACGCUGGACCGCAGCAAGAUCCACACUGUGGGCAAGGACGCCAUCCACAGGUUCCUCUGCAAACUGCAGGUCCUGAAGUCGACGGCUGAUGUGGAAGGAGGCAGAGCUCUCUACGAAGGUUUCUCCACCGUCAGCGACAGCGGCGCUCACAACUUCAUGCGUCUGCGAGAGACCGUGCUGCUGAGGAAGGAAGCCCGCAAGAUGUUUGUUCAGGCCAACACCACAGUCAACGGGGACAGCGUGGAACUGGUGGAAUACGAAGGCAGCGUGGCAGGUUUGAUCCGCUCCUUCACCGAGCGCUUCCAAGGCGACGCCGAGCAGCUGGAGGCCAGCCUGUUGGAUCUGAGCAAAAGAGACGCACCCUGCUGGUGUUGUUGAUGGACAUGAAGACGACAAACUCCACAGCUUCCCCGACACACCAACUGCUGACAUCAGUUUGUUUUUCUUGUUGUUUUUUCUACGUGAAAGCAGACUGACUCAGAAUUAAGAACAAAAGCUAAAUUCCUUUCUUCAUUAAAACCAAUGCGAUUUUAAGAAACCAACAGUAUUUUUUCCAGAAACAAUUCAACAGUGAAGGACAGAAUCUGUGUAACAGAACUGAUUUAGAGACGAACAAAUGAGCUGAUUUACAAAAUGAUUUUUUUUUUUUUUUCAUGGAAGCUUAUUUCCAAUAAGAAAUAACAAAAACGAUCCAGCCAAACAAAAUCUCUGGGCAUAAACUUUAAGAACGCACACCUGAUUAUUUACAGACCAGAAUUAUUUUUUUUCCUAGUUUCCUCUUGCUGGUUAUUUGUCCCUCAAAUGAAUAGAAUGAAAUGUUUGAAUCUUUGAAAGGUUAGAUUCUUAAUUUGUUGCUUUGGCAGUUAUAACCAUAAGGAAAGAUAGGAUUUAUACUUUUUUGGCAGAUCUGGCAUGAAAAUGGAUACUUCCACUUAAAUGUUAACCCUUUUGGGAGAAAAGUAUGUGGUGGCAAAACAAAUAAACUGUGUUUGAUAAGA